Plodia interpunctella (Indianmeal moth) is the source of this 5179-nucleotide messenger RNA. RefSeq names its product protein tiptop-like. The transcript has 5 exons. Gene Ontology annotation, molecular function: DNA-binding transcription factor activity, RNA polymerase II-specific; DNA binding. The record is from RefSeq and is a predicted model, not a curated record. Gene Ontology annotation, biological process: regulation of transcription by RNA polymerase II. Gene Ontology annotation, cellular component: nucleus. NCBI's taxonomy places the organism in Eukaryota, Metazoa, Arthropoda, Insecta, Lepidoptera, Pyralidae. Bases 540 to 3794 code for a protein of 1084 amino acids.
GCUCCGCGCGUCAUUCCGGCCGCGGCGCGCGAUCCGUGCGACUGUCCCGCGCCCGCGUGUUUACAAAAACCCGACACGCGUGACAUCGAACCCGUGAAGUGCCAAAAUCAGUGUCCCGUUUAACUUAGUGCCAGUUCUCAGUGCAGUAACACGAAACUCGAUGUGUUUUUAAGUUUAAGUUAUUUGAUCAUACUCGAGGCACCGUCGCGGCCCAUCUGUACAAAUACGGUUGAUUUGUUUAAGUUUCCUAUUGAUGGAUUGGAAUGAGGUUCGACGACAUCGCACACCGUGUUUGACGUGUUAAGGAAUUCAUUUCACGUACGUCGAAAACAAAUAAAAGUUGGGAAAACAAAGGAUACCUGAGAGGUUUCGGAGUGCCAUUGCUUGCUUAGGUGCUCAUAGUGACAGGUGGGAUCGGUUCACAGUCACUCAACUAAUAGAAUUUCCUGGAAAACAAGAUUCCAAUGCUGUGACCGUUGAGAAAGAAGAGGACAGACCAAUAUGAGAGGGAGUGGGUGCGUGGUGCGGUGGAGUUAGAGAUGCGGUCCAAGCAGCAGCCCCGGCCCUCGUACCGCUGGCUCAACACCAACGAAAACGAAGAAGCAACCAGCCCAGAUAGCGGAGUGAAGGAGCGACCAGAGCGGGGAGAGGAGCGGGGCGAAGGGGAAGCCUCCCGCUCGGAGUCCCCCGCGUCCAGAGCCUCCCCCGUGGCAGAGGAUCGAGAUGACAUCGAGCAUAGCAUACCCGCGACGCUGAUACAGGAUCCCAAUGCUGAAAGGGAGAGUCCCAGAUGUCUGUCGCGGGAGUCUUCAGGCGCGCCGCGCUGUCCCUCCAAUGACUCGGUAUAUUCCGGGAGGAGCGGGCCCGGCCUCCCCCUCCCCGCCGCGUUGUCCGCCGCCCUCCCCGCGGCUCUCCCUGCUGCCCUCCUGCCGCCACAUUCCGCAGCAGUCGCCGCCUAUCUCGGCGCUGCAGCCGCCGCAGCAGCCCAACAACGUCUCCUCAUGUCCUGCCAAGAAGACAUGACUGACUCCGAACGAGGUGACGCAGUACUCGACUUCAGCACCAAACGCAGCGACUCACCACAUGAUGAUGAAGACGAUGACGUCGUCAAUCUCAGUAAGAAUGAAAACGGUCCGCUAGAUUUAUCAGUAGGUACUAGAAAGAGAGGUCCGGAUGAUUCGCCGUCUCCGGUCCCGACCAGGAAAAGUUCUAGGACUGCUGAGUUUAAACCUAGUCCUUCGCCAUGGACGACCCCGGUCGCCCCCCAUUUGCCAUACUUUGCAGCGGCUGUUGCUGCUGCAAGUCUUUCACCGAAGGGCGGCGUGCCGGCUGAUUGGAACGGUAAAUUAAAACAUGGAGCGCCCACCCCCAGCGAUGCAACUAAAGCUUUGGAAAAGAUGAGCGAACUCAGCAGACUUGGAGGUGAAGAAUUGUUCAGAUCUGUACAAAGCGCAGCUUUAGGUGCUGGUCUCGCCCCCAAUGCUGCUGCCAGGCACUCUGCUUGGCAAUCACAUUGGUUAAACAAAGGUGCCGAUCAAACAAAAGAUGUCCUAAAAUGUGUCUGGUGUAAGAAGAGUUUCAAUUCAUUAGCAGACCUUACAGUGCAUAUGAAGGAAGCCAAGCAUUGUGGUGUCAACGUGCCAGUUCCCCCAUCAUCAGUUGCCCCAAUACCACCGUCUUUGCAACCGCCAUCUAGUUCGCCGUCUACUCCUUCACACAAUUCAUCAUCAUCCAGCGGUUCGUCGAAGCCAAAUCAGAGCGAUUUAAAUAUGCUUAUUAAGGAAAAUAUGCCGAUUCCUAGGAAACUUGUCCGCGGUCAGGAUGUAUGGUUAGGAAAAGGAGCAGAACAGACUAGGCAGAUAUUGAAAUGUAUGUGGUGUGCAGAGAGUUUCCGUUCGUUGGCUGAGAUGACCAGCCAUAUGCAACGAACACAACAUUAUACUAACAUUAUCUCUCAAGAACAAAUAAUUUCUUGGAAAUCGUCAGAUGAAGCUAAAGGUUCUAAUUCUAGCGGUCCCGGGGCUCCUAACGCAGCCCCGCCGACGACCGGCACCAGUAGUCAUGUUAGUGCAGUUUUAACUUGUAAGGUAUGCGACCAAGCGUUUAGUUCCUUGAAAGAAUUGAGCAAUCAUAUGGUUAAAAAUUCUCAUUAUAAAGAACACAUCAUGCGUUCGAUCACCGAAAGCGGGGGUAGGCGAAGACAAACUCGCGAAAAGAGAAAGAAAUCUUUACCUGUUAGGAAACUUCUUGAACUGGAGAGAGCGCAACACGAGUUCAAAAACGGGGAAGGUAAUGGGGUUCCUAUGGGAAAACCGAUUAGGGACUUCGGCGCUGGUAGCCGAAUUACUUGCGAGAAAUGUGGGGAUAAAAUUGAGACUGCCGUGUUCGUUGAACAUAUCCGCCAAUGUAUAGGCGCACCUAUGUCAAAUAGCCAAAGGAAUUUUCUAAAAAGCGCUCUUCUCUCCAACAAUAUUAUCCCGCCAGAUGUGCCUGGGCACGUAACUCCCACCAGCCGCGAUGGUCGUAAGAGCAUCAAUGAAGAGCUACCUUCACCCGGUUCUGCCCAUCACCGUUCUCCAUCUUCCGUGAAUGAUUCCUCCCCGAGUUCCAAAGACCCUAAUGCGAGCAAUGACAAAAGCUCGUCUCCUUCGGUUCUCAACGCCAUAGAACAAUUGAUAGAAAAAAGUUUCGAUACCCGGUCGCGACACUCUGUUCCCGGAAUGCCCGCUGGGGCAUCUCAUGCACCAAUUGGUUCUAGUAUUCUCAAAAGAUUAGGCAUAGAUGAGAGCGUAGACUAUACAAAACCAUUGGUAGACCCGCAAACGAUGAAUAUGUUGAGAAACUAUCAUCACCAGCAGGGCUAUGGCCGCCGCGAGCGCAGCGGCAGCGAAUCUAGUUCUAUGUCAGAGCGAGGUGGCAGUAGAGUUGAGUCUCUCACGCCUGAUAGGAAGUUAGAUGCGUAUCACAUGACGCCUCGCACCACUCCUGACACUCGUGGCUCCCAAACCCCAGCUUCGGAGGACCGUCCUACCGAUGUGCGGAUAAAAAGGGAGGCACCUGAGGAGGAGGAACGCGAAAAUGGUGUAGAUCUAAGUAGUCAGCCUGUGCGGGUCAAAACCGAGGUCGAUGAUGAAGAGGAAUCACCGAGACCGAGUAGCUCGACUGAGGAAAUGAAAGCUCCCAAACGCGAAAGCGAGGAGCCGAGCCCGGCUGCUAGUCCCCGCAGCCCCGCUAGUGACCGCUCAGCUAACACUCCUGGUGCCGACAGAAAACCAGCAUCUAGUCUAGGCGCAUUGUCUUCUAUGUUUGACAAUUUAGCUGGAGGCGGGUCUUCUAACGAACCGAGUUCCUCUCGUCGUGGAGGCAGUCACCCUUUAGCCGCUCUGCAGAAGCUAUGUGACAAAACUGAGACUAAUCCAUCGCGCGCUCCCGCACCGGCCCCCUCUCCCGCGGGCCCUCCGAGCAUUUUGACAUUCAGCUGGGCUUGUAACGAUGCGGUGGUCACCGAUUCAUUUAUGAAGUGCGCUCUGUGCGACACACCAUUCAUAUCGAAGGGUGCGUACAGACAUCACUUGUCAAAGAUGCAUUUCGUAAAGGACGGCGCUCUGCCUGAUCCGGUACCGAUGAAAGCGCCGCCGCCGGCUGCGUCCCCGGGAACUCACAAGAGCGGUGGUUCCAAUGCAGCUUCCCCACAGGACCCGCGGAGUCCCUCGCAAUCCUUCGACGAGAGCCCCCAUUCCAAGUUCCUCAAGUAUACGGAACUCGCGAAGCAGCUCUCCAGUAAAUACGUGUAGACUGUACAAAGGUCUGACGGGCGAUCGAAUGUGAUGAUACCAUAUCCUGCUACGUUAAACCUUGCUAGGGUUAGGUCGCGCCGCGACGCUAAGUAUUUCGAAACUCUUUGCCAAUUUAAUUAUUUAGGUAAUUGUUAGAGUUCACCGCAUAGUUCGGUUAGUGUAAUUACGUCUAGCGACUUAAGUAUACGCCAAACGUCUUACGUUCAUGUAGGUUAAGAGAAUAUUUUGAAAAUAUUGCCUUUAGAAGUGGACCGGUUGUUGAGGGCUCGCGCCGCGCUUAUCUUCCACGCUACGAGUACACAUUAAUUCCAUUUCGGUAAUUGUAAAUAUAAGUCACAUUAAGUCUAUUAUAAAAACUCGAUUCGAUCUCUUGUAAAUGUAUAUUUUUUGCUAAUCUAAAAGUAAAUUUAAUUGCAAGCCUUCUGCGUGUUCGAUUAGGAGUUGGGCGUCCGUUCAGUAUUCGGAAUUUGUUGCAAUAUCAAUUUGUGUUACUUAAUUUUUAUGUAAAUCAGAGUAAGACUUAAUUGUAUGUAUAUUUUGGUCCUUCGCGCCUGCAAUCUCGGAGAUCCAAUCUCAUGGGUUCAUGUUGUACAUAAUGCGACAUAGAACGCAAUAUCUCCUUAGUGUAAAUUUUGCCCUAGGGUGCGCUCCCGCGUGUCAGCUAUUUAUUAUUUAGUGUAAGUAUGUAUUGUUAGGUGACCUACGUCUGUGAACAUUGUAUACCAUUUACCAGCGCAUUGGUUGUCUCAACCGAUAUAUUUAAAAGUGAUACGUUAUACAGUUUUUCUUUGAAAGGAUAAGAAUAUACAUUCGUAUACGUUUAGAACAUUCAGAUGUAUGAGAGAUAUCUUCCAUUGUAACUUCAGAUAUACGAUGUGUAUAUACGGUACAUGCGAGUGCAAAACUCUUUUAUAUUUAAUAAAAAAUAUUGUAAACAUUGUAAUUGUAAGUUUCAGACGAUUAUCAGCAAGUGAUGUUUAACGGCCACCCGUGACGGAUUCUAAAAUUAAACUAUUUGACUUUCGAACACUGAAUACAUAUUUUUUUAAAAUGUUGAAAAUGUUUCCCGCAAAACGUAACUUUUCAACUGAAAUUUCGUAUUCAAAUGUAACAAAAAAAUGUAUACGCAAUAACGUCACGGGUUGGCAGUUCCAAAAUUUAAAUUUUAAAUCGAUAAAGUAUCAUUUUAACGAUAAUAAUGAAACAUACGACAAAUAUUAUGUAUACGCUAGCUCUGAUGAGAAACUUUUGCUCAUUCUUUAAUAAAAAAACGGUGUUGAAAUAUUGAUUUUACCAAAUUUAAUAAUCUUAUUUAAUAUUUUAUGUUGUAUUUCAAAAUGCAAUUAAAAGCUCAAAGAAAUAUAUAUGUUACAUACUUUAAA